UUGUCUUUGUGCUUUGAGGCCACUAUGUUACAGCAAAACCGAAAGGCAACGCAUCUAAAAAGUUGGACUUUUCCUGACAUGAUCAAAGUUCACAGUCAGACACGUGUCAUCAAAUAACAGAGACAGCGCGCACAGAAACUGAGGAUAAUGAAGGCAUUCAGGCAGAGCCAGGUGAUCCGGGAAAAUCACGGGGCAGAUAGUGACUUGUUGGCCGAUUAAUUGCAUCUUGAGGAGUGAUCUGGCUCAUCCAUUCACUGCUUUCCAACAUUACAGCUCCGGGUGGGAAAAGGGCUGGCAGGCACGCCCACAGCCUGUGACACCUGGCCGGUCGUGAUCAAGCUGUCAAGGCGCGCAGAGCACAUUCCUCUGCUGUGGACCAAAACACCUUAUGAUCCAUCACCCGCAGCCGUGAAUGUGCCACAGAAUGACACAGAUCUUAGACAGGGACGGGGAACAUCUUUAAAAAUAGUAUUUGAGCGACACAGGAUGAAACCAAACUUGAAGAGUUGCUUCAACCCUCAGCAGCUCCUCGCCUCUCUCCUCUUACUGUGCUGCUGCUCUCCGCCUCUCCCUCAUUUCACAGAGUAGCAGCGCUGGCACAGCAUCGCUCAGCAACCCCGUGAGCUGCGGUAUCUGCAUAUGCGCACCUCGUUACUCAGAUCCCCGGGGCCGCUCGAGCCGAUGAUCCAAAACCAUAGCGGUGGAUAAACGAGAUCUGGACUUAUUCAGAGUACCACAAGAGGGGAUAGUUCUUUUGGAGAGGAAAAUAAAAAGUGCGUUGUCCCGAACAGCUUCAAGAAGAAACGGGACAUCUGUGAGGAAUCGCCACUGUGCCGUGCGGCGGCGCGUAGAGGGGCCACAGCGUCAGACGGGGAGCAAAAGAGGAGGUUUUUACGCACAGCAGCACCAAGAAACGCGCCGGUCCCCCUCUCCGUGCACUAAACUCAGUAUCCUCGUCAGCCACUCGGAUUGUCAUUUCACUAAGUCUGCAUCCUGAAAGGUCGACAGGAAUGGAAUCUCUGAUUAUAGCGGCGCUGGCACUGUGCUCUCUAACAGCACCAGCCUGCGGGGACAAAGGCACCAGCAAAGCCCGGAGUUGCUCGGACAUCCGUCAGUUUUACGGUGCAAAGGGGUUCUCUCUGGAUAAUGCCCCUCUGUCCGAAAUAUCAGGAGAGCACCUGCGCAUCUGUCCUCAGGGUUACACCUGCUGCACUGUUGAAAUGGAGGGAAGCCUGGCAUCAAUGAGCUGUAAGGAGAUGGAGGGGUUACUCAAAGAUGCUGGUCGCGCUGUGCAAACCUCACUCACUGGACAGCACAAAGCCUUUGAUGGUUUCUUCUUGGACUUGCUGAAUCGUUCCAUGGCAAGGCUGCAGAAGAGUUUUACUUCAACCUGGGGUCUUCUGUACCAGAUGAAUACUCAGGUGUUUUCUGACCUGUACAAUGAUUUAAGCGGCUACUGCCGAGGUGGCAGUGUCAACCUGGAAGAAGUCCUAAAUGAAUUCUGGGCCAAGCUACUGGAAAAGCUCGUCUAUCAGAAAAACAAGCAAUUUUCAUUAGGUGAAGACUACCUGGAGUGUUUGUCAAAGCAGAUUGAGACGAUAAGACCUUUUGGAGAAACACCCCGUAAAAUGUCUGGAGAAGUGACUCGCACACUCCUGGCAGCACGUUCAUUUCUACAGGGACUAGUAAAGAGUGCAGAGGUGGUUCGCAAAGUGUCUCAGGUGCCACUGAGCCCUGCAUGCAUGCGAGCCAUGAUGAGAAUGACUUACUGCCCCCACUGCCGGGGCAUCCCCUCUGCUAGACCCUGUGCCAAUUACUGCAGCAACGUAAUGAAAGGAUGUCUAGCCAACCAAGCUGACCUCAACACUGAGUGGAAGCACCUAGUAGACACAAUGGUUUUCGUAGCUGAGAACCGUCUGAUUGGCAUGGAUCAGACGAUCCUGUCUCUCCCAGAACGUAUAUCGGAAGCCAUGUAUACCAUGAUGGAGAAAAUUGAAACCAUCAACGCAAAGUUAUCUCAAGCAUGUGGUGAAGUAGGACCAAUCAGCACAGGAGCUGAGGAGGUCAGAACUGUAGGAAGGGUCACAGUGGAAGACACGCUGGUAGACACUUCUAAAAACAUGGCAAAGUUGGUGUCAGAAGUGACAAUGAGGCUGAGAGACAUGCAGUCGUACUGGGUUUCUCUGCCGAAGAUUCUUUGCAGUGACAGAGCCGCCCAUGGAGCUGGAGCCGAGGACAAGUGUUGGAACGGCAUAAAUCGUGCGAGGUAUCUGCCAGAAGUGAUGGGUGAUGGUCUUGCCAAUCAGAUUAACAACCCGGAAGUGGAAAUCGACAUCACCAAGCCAGACAUGACAAUCCGCCAACAAAUAAUGCAGCUGAAGAUCACAAGUAACCGUCUGAAAAAUGCGCUCAAUGGCUUUGACGUUGACUUUCAGGACACUAGUGAUGAUCCAAGUGGUUCAGGAAGUGGCUCAUGCACAGAUCCAACAUGUUCCCAGGACCCAGGACUCAUUGCCACUAGUACAGGCGGACCUGUAUUCUACCCGUACCCUCCAGAAAACAAGAAGGUGACAGGCUCAGCCCGGCAGAAUGUCCCAUCCAUCAUUAUCCUCCUGAUUUCACUCUUCAUUUUGCUGCUGCGGCGGUAAUUAAUGGAAAAAAAACAACAAAAAAAAAACAUUCUUACUUGGACUGAGUUUAAUACAUGGGGUUUGGUGAGAGCUUAAAGGGGGAGGGAGGAGAAGCUGUGGGUCAGGUACGUUGCCAAAAGUGAGUUUAAAGAAACAACAAUUAAACAAAUUUUCUUUGAUGGACUUCCCUUGGCUUUGGAUUAAAAAACAAAACAAAAUAGGGCAAUGAGAGUUCAUCAGAGUUUUUGUUCAGCUUAUGUCCUUUCUAUCUCACUGUUAUAUGACGCUCUUCUGAUACUGUUCUCCUUGCAUCCUUGUUUCUGGUGUUGCUGUUAUCUGUCUGAGAUUGUUCUUGAUCCAUACAGCUAGAAGUACGCUGUUAAUGACACGUCAGAGAAAAGAAGACUGGAGCUUUUUAAUAGAGCUCUGAUGUGUGUCGGAAUGCCACUUUUUUGAUAGAUUUAUUUAUUUAAUAAUAUUUUCAUUAGACCCCCCCCCCAUUGGUUUAUUAAUACCGUUAUUUUUAUAGGCAAAAUAUACCAACCAGAAGCUGAAAUGAAGGGAUGGAAAGGUGACUUUUAAAGACAAAUGUUCUGUCUAGCAUUCCCUCCCAGAUCUCUUAAUGCAUUAAGCGUCACAGUAUCAUUACGCAUAAACACCCUUUCCUUUUUGAUGCGAGGAUGAGAGCACUCAGCAUAAGCACUUUCGACCAUUUAAUCACAUAAGCUGUAAUAAAAGCCAUGAUUGCACUCACACUGACAUGAUCAUCAGGAGUAGUGUGUCCUGUCCUCCACUACAUCCAUCCAUCAACCCCCCCCCCCCGUCCCCCCUGCAGCAUGUGUGUUCAUGCAUGUCACACGUGGAUUGAAGGUUCAGAACAGAAAGUUAAAAAAAAAAAACUAAAAAAAAACACAACUCUACUACAGUACUUUUUUGCAACACUCCACAAAUACCACCCAAAACUGUGUCUGUUCUUUUCAAUAUUCUGUGUUAAUUUUUAUAAACAAUACAAUUUCAAUAAACAUACACAACUUUUUUUUCACAAAAGAACAAACAGGUUUGAUGGCUUAUUUGUUUUGUUUAUGUAAAAAUAUCCAAGAAGAAACUUUUUUUUUUUUUUUGGUAUUAGACACUUUAUCAUAUUGUUUCACAUAUUUCUGUUUUAUGUCAGAGUAUCCAUAUCUGCCUUUUCAUUGCAACUUCUCUGUGAGUGCCUCUUUGUUCCCACCCCCAAGUCCUUCCAGCUUUUCCACCUACUCAUCAGCUCUAGUGACAUUUAGAGUGUUCCUUGUGCUUCUACAUGAUGGCAAGACAGUGUGACGCUGACAGAAUGCUUCAUUAAGUGACAGCUUUCCAUGGAAUGUGUUGGAAACACGGCGUAUUAACUUUCUUGAUGAAAUGCUUGGCUUGGUAGAGAUCCUGUUCCACAUUUAAAUUCAAAGCUUUAUGAACGCCGUGCACAGGAUGAGGAGAUAUUGCUUGCAUGUAUGCUGGUGUAUGAACCUGUGCACGACUAGAUGUACCUGUCUGUGUCUGAUAGAUUCAAAGAAUGGGGUCUUUAGAUGUCUUUACUUUUAAAACGGACGGAAAAUAAAUUUGUAUUGUAUUGAACUAAGAUUUAGGAGUGCAGAAAUAACAAAUUGGCACAAUAGGCGAUUAAUAUAGCUCAAAAAAUGUGUUUCAGUCAACUACUGUAAUCUGUACUGACAAUAUCUGUCCUGUCAGAACUGCACAUGGCAGUUAGGACUACAGAAGACUUAAGUGGAUGUGAAGUCUUCACUGCUUCAGUUACUCACUUGGACAAUCCACAAGAAUCCAUAUUGUGAAAGAUAUAUAUGCAUCAACCGUGGAUAAAUCCACUGGACUCUCACUUUUUAACAUCAUUUGAGCUCUGUCAGUUCUGAAAAAUGCAUUUUUAUAUAAACACCUGGUUAGCUCCUCUGCAUAUGUACAUGUAAAAUGACAGGUGUCUUGAAACGGUACUUCAUUUUAUUGAUAUCAUAUAUUAAUGAAUGACUUGUUGCUGUGUGUAUGUGUUUAUAUGUCUGUGCUCCCAUGGACAGACGUAUGAGCCCCUGGUUGAGAAAUCUGCCUGUGACUGCCUUUGACUUUUGGGGUCAAUUUUGAGAUUACAAGGAAGCAUUGUUGUGGUGUUAGCUGUUGUGACGUGAGUCAAACACAUUUCAACAAAAAAAACAAAAAAAAACAAUAAUAAUAAAAUAGCAAGCACACCAUGUGUGGCCUCUUUUCACAACCCUUGAAUAAAAAGUUGACCAUAAGAGUACAAUUUAGAGAAGUACAUAUCUGCACACAGGAAGAAUCAAAACUCUAAUGGUUACAUUCCAGCUUAAAUAGGACUUUCGACUCACAACUUUGGUUUCAAUGACUGCCUCGUUAUGUCAUUGGCUUAAAUUUGCACAAUCCUUUUCCUCUGCCGCCUUUUGCUUUCACUUUAUGAUCUCAUAAAUUUUGUUUCGUAACAUCUUGCCCCUUCCUGCUUUAAAACCAGCACUUUUGAGGCCACUAAAUGGCAUUCUCGGCUCAAAGACACCCCAAGAUGGCCGAUCAAUAUGAGAGUAAACAAUUCUGCGGAGACGACUAUUGAUUGGGAAUGCAUAUAUGCAGAUAGAUGUGGCCUAGCAAGCCUCCUGUUAAGCAGUGGUGGAAAGAGAGUCAACAUGAAGUCCUUGAUCAUGGGAAAUAACAAAACAAAGACUUAACAUGAUCUCAGAUCGGGUUCAUUCUUUUCCUCCAAGUGUUGAAAAUACAAGACCCAUCAGGCGGCCAUUAAAACAAUUCUUUACUCGAAGUGAAGAAUUGGAGGCAUUUCUAAAGGUGCCAACUAGUAUGGGAAGUAUUUGUAUUUUUCCUCAUGUUGAUUUCAUUAUGUUUGGUUGUUAUCAGAAAUACUUGGAGCGUUUGUUCUAAUGGUGAAGUAGGUGCCACAGAGGUAGAGAAAUAUCUAAAAAUGUCUCAUUUGCCGUUGUUCCUGAAAUCUUGUGUCAAUUAUAUACAUUGUAAGAUUUUCAACA
Molecule: messenger RNA, 5662 nt
Organism: Oryzias latipes (Japanese medaka)
Lineage: Eukaryota; Metazoa; Chordata; Actinopteri; Beloniformes; Adrianichthyidae
Gene: gpc1b
Product: glypican 1b
Biological process (GO): negative regulation of fibroblast growth factor receptor signaling pathway; cell migration; regulation of protein localization to membrane
Cellular component (GO): plasma membrane; cell surface; extracellular region
Molecular function (GO): fibroblast growth factor binding
Source: RefSeq, a predicted model, not a curated record